AUGACAAGGCUCUCUUGCGCCAAGGCGCUCCUGGUGGCGCUUAUCGUCGCCGUCGUCGCUUCCCAGCACACCGCCCUCGCUCAGAGCUCGACAAGCACCACUCCAACCCCAACUUCCACAACUACCACAACAACAACAACUGCUCCCUCAACCACGACCACAACAACGACUAGCACGACCACUCCAACCACUACCACGACCACGACCACAACUACUACUACUACUACAACGACCACGACAACGACAACCACAAGUGCGCCGCCUUCAACAACCACAACCACAACAACCACAACCACAAGUGCGCCGCCUUCAACAACCACAACUACAACAACGACCACAACAACCACAACAACGACAAUCACGACAACAAUCACGACAACAGUAACCACAACCACAGGUGCACCUCCAUCAACAACAACUACAACAACGACCACAACCACAACCACAGCCACCACGACAACGACAACGACAACAACCACGACAACAGCAACAACCACAACCACAACAACAACCACCACAACAACAACGGCGGCACCAAGCGAGGACACGUUUGCGUUUGUGCUGCGCCAGGCGCCGCGGUUCUUCAUCGUUGCUGGAACAACAGAUGCGCUGGAGGCACAGCUGCGCGCGCAGUUCACACGCGCCAACGUCAGCACGAGCGCGGUCACGUUCACCUUCAACGAGUACAAGGGCAUGGUGUUGGUCACAGCGCGUGGGCCCCGCGUACAGAUCGCGCCUGUCCGCGUUGCCGUGCGAGAGGGGCGCGUGCAUGUGAUGGACAACCUUGGCAUGACCCACCAGGCUGUCGCUCUCAACACCUUCUCCAAGGACCAGGACUCAACCUUCCUCGUGCUGAUUGCCGUGCUGGCUGCGCUGUGCGUGCUCGCGUGCAUGAUCCUGUGCUUCCGCCUCUGCGGCAUCAUCAUCACCGGCAAGAGCGAGGAGGCGCAAAUGACGACAUACGAAACGUCAUCACGCGCCAUGACGGCGUCGCAUGGCAGCCGCUCAAGCAAGGCCACCGCGCAGAUGGUGAGCGCAACGACCGCCACCGACCCGAUCCCGCUCGACCGCAGCUUUCAGGAGGUGGACGAGGAGUACACGUCCAUGGAAGGGAGCGAGGAGGGCAGCACGUCGAUGGAUGCGUCCGGAUCCAUGGCCACCACGUUCAGCAACACGGUGUAUGCCCAGCCCUUCCACCCGUCGUCCUUCGCCCAGCAGCAGCAGCAGCAGCAGCAUCGCUUCCAGCACAGCCGUGGGCGCACGCACUCACAGCAAGACCCGCCAUCCCACUACUUUCUUGAAAUGCAGCAGCAGCGCAUGCAGGAGCAGGAGGCACGGCGGAGUCGUGGCGAUGCAGAUUUGCUUGCAAGCAACGACACGGUUGUCCCGCCAACCCACCCCAGGUACCAGCAACCACAGCCACCAUCGUUUGGGCGCGUGCGGCGGGCUGUCUCUGAGAGCGAAGGGAUGCAGGAGUACAUUGCGACACAUCCACAUCGCUUCUCGCACGUGUCUGCGGCCCCGACUGGCGAAAACAUCCACUCCGGGUCCCUGCAGCACCUGAGCGUGCCGUCGCGUCGUGCCACGCACAUGUACGUGGAUGCGCAGCUUGGGGAGGUGCCGUGGGAGGUUGAGGGCGAGGGUGCGGCGACCAUCACGCCAGAUCAGGCCAGCACCAUGCGCACCGCCUCCAACGCCAUGUACGGUCGCCGGCCAGCGUCCAUGUACGCAUCGUCUUCAACAGCACCUGUGAGGCCGCCACCGCGCUCCGCAUUUGGUGUUGUGCCAGACACCACCACACAACAGCAACCGCAGCAGCAGCAACAGCAUGGGUUUCAUCAUCACCGCCAUCAGCAUUUGAUGCACAUGCGGCAGAUGCACCAGCACAGCCGCGUGCCACAGGACACACACGCGUACGAGGUCAUUCCUGCCGAGAUGAUGGGCACCGGUGGCGAUGCUGGUGGUGAUGGCCAUGGCGGCCGCGCUGAUGUUGGGGAGGAGCAGGAGAUGGUGCCAGAGGGGGUUGGACGGGAGGUGCACGUGGAAGAUCUCAACACCUCAUCCACGCUCUAG
Molecule: messenger RNA, 2073 nt
Organism: Salpingoeca rosetta
Lineage: Eukaryota; Choanoflagellata; Craspedida; Salpingoecidae
Exons: 2
Coding region: 1-2073 (690 amino acids)
Source: RefSeq, a predicted model, not a curated record